CAUCUAAACAACACUGAAAGUGUCAUCAAUCACCCACUGACUUCCAUCGUUGGAAGUCUGGUUGUCUUGCAUCAUGGGUCCGCGGCUGUCUCUGGAUCAUGGGGACAAGUAUGUCGACGACACACCACUGAUGAUGGACGAGGAGGAACGUGCCGCCACCCCCCGGCCUCGGUUCAACCAGGCUACAAUCAAAGCCACUUUCAUGGCUGUGGCAACGAUAUUGAUAUUGGCGGCACUGAAUAUUCACGACCUGGCUAUGUUUGGGUCCAUCAGUCUUCCUGGAUUCUCGAAAGAUCAUCAUGGGAAAGACCACCAUCGCCAUCAUCACAACCACCAUGGCCACCAGCACGACAAGGGUGCCGAUGUCUGCCUCACACCAGCUUGUGUCCACGCUUCUUCCGAACUCUUGUACAAUCUCUCACCAGAUUACAAGAACCUAGACGCCUGCACCGAUUUCGAAGAGCUUGUUUGCGGCGGAUGGAGAGACCAUCAUGACCUUCGGCCCGAUCAGGGCGAUGCCUUCACUGGCACCAUCAUGUCUGAAAACUCUCAGAUGCUGCUGCGGCAUAUCCUCGAAGCACCCUAUCCGGAGAAAGCCACACAAGCGGACUUCUCUCCACAGUCAGACGCUGCCAGUGAAUCUGCCGACAAGGAGAACUUCGACAAACUCAAAGCUGGUUAUGACGCUUGUCUGGACGAAGAUACCAUCAAGAGUCUCGGGGUCACGCCUUUGCUAGAAAUCCUAAACGAGACAUCCCGCCGAUUCUCCGCCCAAAGUUGCCCCAACUCGAAAGCCGUCUCUGAGCAAAAUGCCCUUGCAGACACUGUCCGCUACCUUGCAUCCCUGGGAGUUUCAGCCUUUGCCGCACCAUUCACCGGCGCCGACGACCGUGAUCCAGAUACUGUUGUCAUUUCUGUAUCGUCCCCCUACAGGAUCGGUCUACCAGCCAAGGAGCUCUACAACGACGACAAGAUCGUGAGCAAAUACGAAACAGUCAUCUCGCAGGUGUCUGCCGGCCUUCAUAAAGACUCCGAGAGCAAAGUUGAUUCUCAUGCUCUUGUCGACUUCGAGAAGAAGCUUGCAGCUGCAUCACCAGAUGCGGAGGAUCGUGAUGAUGUUACGAAAUACUAUAACCCUAUGUCACUGAAGGAGGCCGACAGUCUCAUUCCUCAGCUCCAGCUUCCGAAGUUGCUGAAGAGCCUUGCUCCUGAGGACUACAAUGUCGACAGGAUCAUUGUCAUGGCGCCAGAAUAUCUGAAGACUGUCAGCAAGCUUUUGGACGAGACACCUAGAGACACUCUACGUGCAUAUUUGAACUGGAAGGUUAUUCAGGUAUUCGCUGGAUACAUCGAGGCCGAUGCGAUCAAACCGUACAAGCGAUUCACCAACGAAUUGCAAGGCAAGGAUCCCGAAUCUACACCUGAACGCUGGAGAACCUGCGUCAACCAUGUCGAUGGCGGCUUGGGCUGGAUCUUGAGCAGAUUCUUCGUCGAGAAAGCCUUCUCCACCAAAGCAAAGGCGUUCGGUGAUCAGAUCGUCUCCGACAUCAAAGAUCAAUUCAUCGAGAAGUUGAAAGUGACCGACUGGAUGGAGCAGGAAGUUGUCGACCUAGCCAUCAACAAAGUCCACAACAUCGUCCAGAAGAUCGGCUAUCCCGACAAGAGCCCUGACAUUUUGGACCCCAACAAGAUCCAGGACUACUAUGCGCCCGUCAAGGUCAACUCUUCCACUUUCUUCGAGAACGCCGUCUCAAUGAACCGUCUCGAGAUUGCCCAGAUGUGGUCCGCCCUCGGAAAGCCCGUCGACAGGGAUCAAUGGGACAUGUCCGUCCCGACCGUCAAUGCUUACUACAACCCACCAGGCAACGAGAUCGUCUUCCCAGCCGGCAUCAUGCAAUUCCCCGUCUUCGACGUCGACGUUCCAGGGUACCUCAGCUACGGCGCCUUCGGAUCUGUAUCUGGCCACGAGCUCUCCCACGCCUUCGAUUCAACCGGCCGUCACUAUGACCAGAACGGCAAUUAUACAGACUGGUGGACCGACAAGACUGUCGCCAACUUCAAAGAGCGCGCCGAGUGCUUCGUCGAGCAAUACCACAAUUUCACGGUCGACGGCGCCAACGAGAAACCCCUACACGUCAAUGGCAAGCUCACUUUGGGCGAGAACAUCGCUGACGCGGGGGGUCUGGCGGCUGCGUUCGCAGCGUGGAAGAAACGUGCCGCGGAGACGCCGGACAAGGAUUUGCCGGGACUGGACUUCUUUUCGCAAGAGCAGUUGUUCUUCGUGUCGUAUGCGAAUUGGUGGUGUGGGAAGACGCGCAAGGAGACGGCCAUUCAAAGAAUUUAUACGGAUCCGCAUGCGCCGAAGUGGGCGCGUAUCUUGGGGACGAUGGCUAAUUCGCGGGACUUCAAGGAGAGUUUCAAGUGUGAGGCUAAAGAGCCGGUUUGUGAGUUGUGGUGAGGAUCUACAGGAGUAGUGAUUCUGCGCGGGGUGUAUAUCAGUAUAAGAAAAAGUGCAAGCAUCAGCCAGCGCAGGGAGAAAAUUGGUUACCAAGCAAGAAGCGA
Exophiala viscosa is the source of this 2562-nucleotide messenger RNA. Its product is annotated as endothelin-converting enzyme. The coding region runs from base 74 to 2458 and encodes 794 amino acids. Gene Ontology annotation, biological process: protein processing. NCBI's taxonomy places the organism in Eukaryota, Fungi, Ascomycota, Eurotiomycetes, Chaetothyriales, Herpotrichiellaceae. Gene Ontology annotation, molecular function: metalloendopeptidase activity. The transcript has 4 exons. The record is from RefSeq and is a predicted model, not a curated record. Gene Ontology annotation, cellular component: plasma membrane.